UACUGUUGACGUGAAAAAUAACGGAGACUACUACACCUAAGGGGCGCUGUCUAGCUUUUUUUACUGAUUUUCCGAAGAAGGUCAUGGAGACUGUGCAGGUUACCGAUAAAGAUGGCGAGACAUUCAAUAUGCGCACGUACGGGGGCAUACAGUUCCCGGGCUUCUCUAAAGGAGAUCUGAAAACACGAGUGGACACGUUCAAAUCCAUCAAAGUUAGGGAAGAUGACGUCUUCAUAGCGUCAUAUCCUAAAGCAGGAAAACACUGGAUAUACGAGAUUACCAACAUGCUACUUACCGGAACGGUGGACUAUAUGACGUCAUACGCUACGUCAGGAUCUCUAGGGGAGACGUCUUUCGAGGAUAUGAAGUCACCAAGAAUUUUAGUCAGUCAUUUUUUAUUUCAAGAGUUUCCCACAGAAAUAUGCAGUAAGAAAUGCCGUGUAAUUUACAUCAACAGAAACCCGAAGGACUGUUCCGUGUCGUUCUACUGUCACCUAAAGAAAAUGGUGGAUGGCAGCUACAAUGGCACAUUUGAAGGAUUUCUACCUCUUUUUACAAGUGGAAAAGUUCCUUACGGGUCUUGGUUUGAACAUACACGACAAUGGGAGGCGGCACUACAGGAGCAACACAAUUUGUCGAUAUUGUAUCUGAAGUACGAAGACAUGAAACGGGACCUGUUAACAAGCGUACGGAACAUUGCAAGUUUUCUUGGGGUUGAAGACAAUCCUGAAUUAUUUGAGAAGAUUGUGGAGAAAUGCGACUUCAAGAAAAUGAAGAAUAGCGGUACAUUUGGCGCCCCCUGGAAAUCGCUCACAAAGGAUGGUACAUCUCCUAUAUGUAGGAAAGGUGAAGUUGGAGACUGGAAGAAUUGGUUUACGGUGGCACAAAACGAACAAUUUGAUGAAACAUACCAGAAGGAAAUGAAAGAUUCGAAGUUUACUUUCCAAUACACGUGAUAGACCUAGUUUUGUACAUUAAUAAUCUUAUCACUGUUUAUGAUCAGAAGCAUUCUAUUGGUAGUGAUCGUCAUUACGGGAAAUAACUGACAAAAAAGGACUAUCAAGGUGCUCUUCGCCAAAAUGAAAUGAUAUUGAUCCUGUAAAUGCACAUUAAUCGGAGGUUUAGUUAAUCCCAUCUUGUGAGUUGUAUACAACAAUAUAUGACUUUAGCUAAAUUAUCAAGUCCCUAUCACACUCAAACGAAGACCAUGUAGAUCGCACUACAUUCUGAAAAUUAAAAAAAAAAACCAUAGCGGGGACGUGGUCAAUCUUGGCAAUUAUGCAGGUUUAACGUCCUUAUAACGUCCCUAUCCAGUUCCUACCCCGAUCACACUAAUUCCAUACCACAUGAUCACAUGUGCACCACACCCAAUGCGUUCUUACUACGUUCAUUUAAUAUUCAACCAAACAGAUUUCUCUACCCGUGCACCCACAUGUGCCACGCACCUCUGGAUCUGGAUCUUGAUAUUAAUCAGCAUCCACUUACAAAUAAACACUACGAUGGACGAUUGAUAUGCUAUGAGCCUCGUAUUGAAGGAGGUACUCGAUGAUGUUCUUUUUAAGUCCUACUAUUCUCUGACGUGUACCCAAGGACUGGUCUCAUUUGGUUAGUUUGAAUC
This is a messenger RNA of Pecten maximus, 1618 nucleotides long. Its product is annotated as sulfotransferase 1E1-like. Gene Ontology annotation, biological process: sulfation. The transcript has 6 exons. Lineage: Eukaryota; Metazoa; Mollusca; Bivalvia; Pectinida; Pectinidae. Gene Ontology annotation, molecular function: sulfotransferase activity. Bases 84 to 956 code for a protein of 290 amino acids. The record is from RefSeq and is a predicted model, not a curated record. Gene Ontology annotation, cellular component: cytoplasm.